Stylonychia lemnae is the source of this 2514-nucleotide messenger RNA. Lineage: Eukaryota; Ciliophora; Spirotrichea; Sporadotrichida; Oxytrichidae. The record is from the annotation of a GenBank genome assembly.
AUGAUAAACCCCCAGGGAUUUGAUAUUCUUAGAGUAUAAGGAAAUUUUUCUCCACCUGUUGCUUCUUCAGAUAGAUAAAUUGAUAAGGAGUUCGAAGUUAUAAAAAUAGUAGGCUAAGGCUCGUUUGGUGUAGAAAUUAUGAAGGAUUUAUAGCAUUAGAAUAUCAUUUAACUUGUGGAUUCAUUUAUAGAAAGCAUGGCUUCAUCGCCACAAAUAAAAAAUGGUAGCUCUCAAACUGAAAGACAAUAAUCCUUUCUGCAUAUCAUAAUGGAGUUUGCAGAGAAUGGUGACGUCUAUUAACUGAUAUAAUAACAAAAACAGAGAGGGAGAUAUUUUUCUGAAAAAGAUCUAUGGCAGUUUGCUUGGUAAAUGUGCCUAGGUGUUCUGCAUUUGCAUUCUCAUGACAUUAUUCAUAGAGAUAUUAAAUGUAUGAAUCUCUUGCUACUUGAAAACAACUAAAAAAUAAAGCUUGGCGAUAUGAGUGAAUCUCGAGUUUUGGAUCAUCAAAGCUAUAUUAAGACAAAUAAGAUAAUUGGAACUCCGCAAUCAUUAGCCCCUGAAGUCAUUAAAAACGAGAGUUAUGAUUAGCGGACAGAUAUAUGGGCUCUUGGCGUAGCAUUAUAUCAUAUGAGCUGCCUUGAGCCUCCUUGGCAAGAGGAUACAAUUUAAAACUUAUUUAAAAGUAUCCUCUAUAAAAAUCCAAAACCCAUCCAUACUUGUUAUUCCUAAAAAUGGUCGGAGUUCAUUUUCAUGCUUCUUGAUAAGAAGAAGGAUUCUCGACCCUUAGUAAUAGAUUUGAUAGACUAUUUUAACUAAACACUUCCAUAAUAGAUUUGCUUGAAGCCUGAUUCAAUUGACUUUGAAAAUUACUAUAGAUAUAGUGAGUAAUGCAGAAAAGCAUAUGAUAAGAAACGUAUGAUUGAGAGUAACUAGAUUAGCAUUAAGAAUGAAUUUUCAGCAUUAAAGCGAAGAGUUGUAACAAGGGGAAAAAAUUUCAAGGCUAAUUACCUUAAUUACAAAGGGAACAACUAAAGCUAAAUAAAUCAGGUGCUAAAGGAUGCGUAGUACUCUAAUAUUUUACCUCAAAUACAGAACAACAGAAAUUUUAGUACAGCAAAGAAAGGUCAAAAUAAUUAAACCAUUGAAGAGAAUAAUUUAGAAAAAAAUAAUGCAAUGGUCAGGUUGACAUCAGCCAACAUUUAACCAUAAUCUUAAGACUUAUAAAUGAAGGAAGUCAUAUUGGAAAGUCAUUUGAGAAGCUUAAGUGGCACAAAACCAGUGACUCAGAGAGGAUCUCACAUUAAUAAAUCUAUUGGGGGAAAUAUGAAGAGAAUGAGUGGAAGCAUUGAUAAUUAAUUGGGCUCAUUCACAGAUAAGCAGUCUCCAAGAGUAGAAAAACAUGAUACCUUCUUAGAUUAUGUUAGUGAAAACUAUUUAAAAUUGCAAUUUCAAAAUUCAGAAAAAGGAAGCCAUAUAUAGUCCACUCAAUAGCAUUCACUAUACAUUGGAGAUGAUAGUGAUCAUAGUCCUCCUUAGUAUUAAAACUUUAGCGAACCCUAUAGGAUAAAAAACCUAAAGGGAAAUUUUACUGGAAAUGUGAUCUUCAGGUAGCCAACUAAGAAAGUAUCUCAGCCAUUAAUAAAGCGUAUAAACUACCAGAUUGUAUCGAAUGCAGGAAAUUUUCAUAAAGACAAGUAAAUCAGCACUUUAGAGUAAAGAGAUAGUGAAUUUUAGCAGUCUCAGUUUGACUUCGAUAACUUUGAUAGCUACAACAACCUGAAUUUGCAACAAAAAUCUAAAUCAAGCUAUGAUAAUCAUUCUAGAUCGACUCAUGGCCCGGGAAAUAUCAGCGAUCGAAUCAAAGACAGCAAAAUACUUCAAAAUAGUGAGAUCAUGGACUAAAUUUUUCAGCCAAGCAGUUAGGAAAUAGCUGCUAUAUAAGAUAAAAAUUGGAGUCUCUUCAGCAAAAGUUUUAAGAAAUAAAAUAGUUAGCAUUAACCUAAUACAACCUAGACUUAAACUAGCAGUUUGGAUGAUGGAAACUCAAUGAGGGUAAGCAUUAACUAUAAAUAAAUCCUUAAUCAGCCGUUUGGAAGUUAACAUAUCUAUAAUGUCAAGAACGACGACAAGGUAUUGGUGAUUGGAAAGGAUUAAAUUAAUUUCAGCAUUCAAUCUGCAUAGCAUAAUCUGUAAACAGGUAAUUUGAAUAAUAAAGACUACAACCAAACUCAAAAAUUUGUGUCAAUGAAAUCGCCUAUUACACACUGUUAAACAACUACCCAUUAAAAGCAUGAUAUAAUUGAAAGGCAGGAAAGUUUCAUGACGAAUCAGAGUACUCAUUAGAGACAAUCAUCACACUAGUAAGCCAAUAAUAGCAUUCCUACAGCACCAAGUCAAUUCAGCUAGUAAAAAGCAGGGAGUGAAACCAGAACUCCUACUGGCAUUGGAAUAAAUCAAAGUCAGAAGUAAGUAUAAAUAUCAAAAAGAAAAAUAACAAUUAGAGAUCUGUAAUGA